Messenger RNA from Marchantia polymorpha subsp. ruderalis, 1954 nucleotides. The record is from the annotation of a GenBank genome assembly. NCBI's taxonomy places the organism in Eukaryota, Viridiplantae, Streptophyta, Marchantiopsida, Marchantiales, Marchantiaceae.
CAGCAGCGGAGCUCUCGUCACUCCAUCGGUCGCCGACUGAGAGCGAGGGGCGGAGGGUCAGAUUGUGCCGGAGUUCGGAUUUCGAGGGGCGCAGGGCAGUCGAGCGCAGCUGAGCUGACAGCAUUGCGUUUGGGCAAAUCGGAGAUCUGGAUGAUCGAGGGUUUGUCGAGAAUCUGACUCAUUUCGGACUGCGAUUGGGGAUUGCGAGAGUGCGACGAUGGCCGCCGAAGAGCUGAUGGAUGUGAUCAUCUUCGGAGCUUCGGGCUUCACGGGGAAGUACGUGGUGCGCGAGCUUCUGAAGUUCGCCGAGUCUGCGCCCGGCGGGGGGCCGCGGAGAGUGGGAAUUGCCGGGCGGAGCAAGGCCAAGCUUUCGAACUCGCUCAAGUGGGCUUUGGAAGGGAAGCCAUCGCCGACUGCGGUGUCCAUUUUCGAGGCCAAUGUCGACGAUCCCAACUCUCUAGCCUCCAUGUGCAAGAGGACGCGAUUGUUGCUCAACUGUGUGGGGCCCUACAGGAAAUAUGGCGAGCCCGUGGUGGCCGCGUGCGUGCAAGCCGGGGUCGACUACUUGGACAUCACCGGAGAGCCCGAAUUCAUGGAAAGAAUGGAAGCCAAGUUCGAUGAGCAGGCCAGGACGAACGGUUGUUUGCUCGUGAGUGCAUGCGGCUACGAUUCCAUUCCUGCCGAAUUCGGUGCCCUUCACAAUGCCCGACAAUUUCAAGCACCCGCUCUGCCGCAGACGUGUGAUUCCUACCUCGUCCUCUCGAGCGCAGGUGGUGGGUUUCAUGGCAACUUUGGAACAUGGGAGUCGGCCGUACUGGGAAUUGCGCACCAGAGCGAACUGCAGGCUCUGAGAAAGUCUCGUCCACGGCGUGCUCGUCCUCAGAUUCCAGGUUUGUUGGAGAGUAGUCAUGGCAUUGUGCACUACGAGAAGAACUCGGGAACGUGGGCGGUGAAACUGCCUUCAGCUGAUGCUAUUGUGGUGCGCCGGACCUUUGCAAAGAAACUCGAGAAUCCCGAAGGUCUUUCGAGUGUCGAAGAUGACAACCCGGAGUUUCUCGCGACCAAGCAACAGAAAUGGAACGACAUUAAGCCAGUCCACUUCGGGGUGUAUGCUUCAUUCAAACAAUUCUCUGGUGUCCUAGGAUUCUUCCUUUUAGGUAUAGUUUUGUUCAUUAUGGCACAGUUCAAGGUUGGCCGCAGUCUCCUACUGAAGUACCCUCAAAUUUUCUCCUUCGGUGUGUUCCUCAAGGAAGGACCAUCUGAGGAUGACGUUAAGAAUGCAACCUUCCAGCAGUGGUUUGUGGGCAAAGGCUUCAGUGACUCCACCAAACAAAUCACCAAAUCCACAAAACCAGACAAGCAAAUCGUGACGAGGAUAUCUGGUCCAGAGAUCGGAUAUAUUACAACUCCUAUUUGUCUAGUGCAGUGCGCUCUGCUUGUCUUAGAUCGGAGGUCAACUCUACCGAAGGGUGGGGUGUUGACACCAGGAGCUGCCUUUGGUACCACCGAUCUCAUCGAUCGUCUAGAACAGAACGGCGUGAAGUUCGAUGUGAUCAGUACGAGUCAGAUAUAGUUAUCUUAGCAAGAUUACCUUUCAGAGCAGCAAUUACGGCCAGACGCAGCGCUAGAUUACGAGUUUGUAUCUUAGUCGAAUGUUAAUUCCAAUGCGAUGGAAUCCACAAGGCUGAAGGCAGAAACACGUCAGUUACCUUCCGUUCCAUAAAGGAUCUGUAGAAUCAUGCCUGCUUCGGUCUGAGCAUAUCUUCAACGAUACCAUGACAGCUGAGAGAGGAACGGGAGUAACUUGGUCGAAUCGGUGCACUGAACUGGAGUAUGGAUGGGAUUCACUAUGGAAACAAACUAUGCGACAAGUACAAGUCAAGACCUUGUCAAUGGAAGCUACAGAUGUACUGUGGCAGUUUUGAGUGAUGAAACAUAUGAUGGGUUAUGAUUC